This is a messenger RNA of Dovyalis caffra, 333 nucleotides long. The record is from the annotation of a GenBank genome assembly. NCBI's taxonomy places the organism in Eukaryota, Viridiplantae, Streptophyta, Magnoliopsida, Malpighiales, Salicaceae.
AUGGCUCCAAAACAGCCGAACACCGGUCUCUUUGUUGGUUUGAACAAGGGGCACAUAGUUACGAAGAAGGAAUUAGCUCCACGACCUUCUGAUCGCAAAGGGAAAUCUAGCAAAAGGGUUCUCUUUAUCAGGAGUUUGAUCAGGGAAGUUGCUGGCUUUGCACCUUAUGAGAAGAGGAUCACUGAGCUUCUCAAGGUUGGCAAGGACAAGCGUGCUUUGAAGGUGGCUAAGAGAAAGCUUGGGACACACAAAAGAGCCAAGAAGAAGCGUGAGGAGAUGUCCAGUGUUCUCCGUAAGAUGAGGGCUGCUGGUGGUGGUGAGAAGAAGAAGUGA